GAUCACUAUUCAUCGGCCUGAGCACGGAGUUGAAAUCUUGAGAUUCAUCAGUGCAUGUUUGCCCUUCUUGUGGAGUGUUUGUAUUAUUUGUUCGUGCCCGAAAAUGUCUACAAUUGCGCCGCCUGUAGAUGAUUUCACACCACGAAAUUUUCAAAAGGAAAUGUUGAAAAUAUGCCUACAGAAAAACACGAUCAUCUAUCUACCGACUGGUGCUGGGAAAACGCACAUCGCCCUCAUGGCGAUAAAGGAACUAGCCAAGGGAGCUGGUCUGGACAGACCAUUAACGGAGGGUGGUAAACGGACCUUCUUCGUCGUGAACACCGUGGCGUUGGCCAAGCAGCAGCGUGACUUUAUAGACAAAAAUGUACCGUACGACACAACAGUCUACACCAGUGACCGAAACAUCGACGCUUGGAAGGGGAACAAGUGGCUAGAGGAAUUCGCCAAGUACCAGAUCAUCAUAUGUACGGUGCAAAUAUUGUUGGACAUCCUCAAGCAUGGGUACCUGUCGCUAAAGCACAUCAAUUUGCUCAUCUUCGACGAGUGCCAUCAUGGCCUGGGCGAUCAUCCCAUGCACGGUGUGAUGGAGAUGUUUUUGAAGGUGCCGAAGGCCGACCAACCUCGGGUCAUCGGUUUGAGUGGAAUGUUACUGUACAGGUCGCUUAAAACCGUCGAUGCAGUAAAAGAGGAGCUUUUAAAGCUGGAAAAUACCUUCUAUUCGACAAUUGCUACUGUGGGAUCGUACGAUAAGUACACAGAAGUGUGUCAAUUCUCAACUGACCCGAACGAGCAGCUUUUGCCGUAUUCCGUAACCAUGCCGUCAUUAGUAGAACAGGAAAUAACUGCUUCCGUUAACUCAUUUCUGACCACUGUUGUUCAAUACCAUCUACCAAAAUAUUCGAAUGUUAGCAAAGCCCUUCUACCAACUAUGCCGAAACCAAAAAAAGAGAUUGAAAAAAUGAUGAAAGAGGUGCUAUAUCAGAUAAGCGACCUAGGUUUAUUCGGUGGAUCAAUCGCUGUUCUCGGUGCGAUUAUAAAAUUUGAAAUGUCCAAACGCACUUCCGACUCCCUGGGUUUGCGAACGCUUUUUCGCUACUGUAUUACGUUUUGUGAAAGCCUCCACCACAAAAUAAACCGACAUAUGGAGGGAAUGACGGUUGAGGACAAAGUUUACAACUUUUCUUCCAUUAAACUGCGCCAACUGAUGAAAUACCUGAAGGAAUCAUCCUCAAAAACGGAGACAAAGACUCUAAUAUUUGUGGAAAGACGGUACUCAGCUAAAGUCUUAUAUCACAUGUUAAAGAUGUAUUUUUCGAACAGUGAAGCCACCGAUUCUAUUAUUCCGGACUUUAUAGUAGGCAGUAAUGCUUUUAUACCUGAAUCAAUUGAAUCCAUACUUUGUGCUCAACGAGAUCGUAAGGUCCUUCACAGAUUUUCGAGGGGGGAAACGAACACCAUCGUUACCACCAGCGUUCUUGAGGAAGGCAUAGACCUUCAAAUGUGUAAUACGGUUAUCAAGUUUGAUAAACCCAAAACAUUUGCGUCCUAUGAACAGUCGAAAGGGCGCGCAAGGAUGAAGAACUCCAACUACUGUAUCAUGCUGAACGCGACAGACCGGAGAGAGUUCUUGGAAAAAUACACCUUCUAUAAGCAGCUGGAAAAAGAGCUACAAACGAGCUUGAUCGGGAAGACCAUCAACCGACCGGAUCCGCUAGAUAGCGAUGUAUACGAAGAGUUAAACAACGAAUCGAUUCCCCCAUUUUUCACCAAAAAGGGAGCCAAACUAGAUGCUCUCUCGGCCAUCCAGCUACUCAACCGGUACUGCAUGACCAUGCCGCGGGAUGCCUUCACAAACACCAAUAUCAGUUGGGAACGUAAGGACCUGCCGAGUGGGAAAGUUCUCGUCCAAAUAAUGCUUCCGCUGCAAUCUACGGUGCGUGAUAAAAUUGCGGGCCAACCAUCUGUCAGCAUCAAGCAAGCCAAACGGUCCGCUGCAUUCGAAGCCUGUCGGAAGCUUUACGAAGCCGGGGAACUCAACGAGCAUCUGGUCCCGAUCGAUGCCAAGCGUCAGUUGAUAAACGUUGAAAGUACCUACUUCGAGCACUGGAAGGAAUUUUCCGCAGAUUCAUCCAAAGAGGCAGGAACCAACAAGAGCGUACGAAGCCAUGCAAUAAAAUAUCCUCAACAAACUGCUGGAUGUUUUCCUCAAGCCGGGAAACCGUGCUUCAUCUACGUGCUUCGCAUGGACGCUGGAUUUUCCGAUGAAACCAACGAAAAUGUUGAGGUAUUCCGUAGUUUGUUCAACAACAGUAAUAACUACGGUAUUAUGACAACAAAACCGCUGCCACGAUUGGCCAAAAUGAAAUUUUUCAUAACGCUUGGACUCAUCAACGUGCAGGUGGACGAACAUCCAAUAACGCUCUCUGACGCGGGGAGCGAUGUAGAACUAGAAAUGCUACGAAAUUUCCAUGUAACCCUCUUCCAGGAUGUGUUGAAAUUGUGGAAACAGUUUCUGGUAUACGAUUACUCCAAUGGGAACGACAGUUACCUCAUUGUUCCUAUGAAAGGGUCCACCGGUAUCGAUUGGGAGUUGGUGCGUAGUUUUCAGUUCAUGGAAGAGGCCCCGACCGAACUGACGACUGUGGCUCGUGCUAGGAUGAAUUUUGAUCCGGACCAGUACCGGCAUAGUGUCGUGCUUCCGUGGUACAAAAACAAUCAGGACUGCAAAUACGUCGUCACACAGGUGCACGAACAUCUGACACCCCAGAGUGCCUUUCCGAAUCCGGAAUAUAGUUCAUAUGAAGAUUAUUUUGUCAGAUCCUAUCACCUGUCAGUGGUCCGGAAGGAUCAAUUUUUGAUAGAAGUGAAAGGUAUAACCACAAGCUUAAACCGCCUAAAUCCGGGCUCAGAAAUGGAUGGCAAAAGCGCCAGAUCUAAGCACUGGCGUUUUAGCGAAAAAUUGAUCCCGGAACUUUGCCACAAUUAUCAGUUCCCUGCGGAUUACUGGCUUCAGGCCACAAUUCUACCAAGCGUUUUGCACCGUUUGCAUUAUUUGCUACUAUCGGAAAACAUUCGCGUCGAAUUGGCCACGGCGGUGAAAGUUGGCUGUCUCCAAAAUGCUGUGAUUGAAGAUUUAGAUGUCGAAUUCCAGCGAUCAAAAACGGUAGAUAUUGAUUCGAUUAAUACAAAGUACAAUGACGAUGACGACAAUGAUGAUGAGGAUGAUGAUGACGAUGACGAUGAAGAUGCAGAAAUGAUUAACGAUAAUGAUCUGCCGAAGGCAAUCGAUCUAAAGCAACUUAUGUGUACUCAAAUAGAACCACUCACGAUGGAAGCCGGAAUCCCAUGGUCAGCGGAAGAGGAACCCAUGGAUAUCGACAGAAAUUGGGAUAACACCACCAAGCUGGACUUGGACUAUUACGAUACUUUCAUUAGAAAAUUUGAUGGCUUGAAUAUUGUUGAUCAGGUCUCAGAUAAUAUCCAUGCUUCCUAUAAAGAGGAAUACUAUGCUGCCAGCCCGCAAAAGAAAGCUAUCGUCGAUGCACCAUUGCAGGAAAAAUUUAAGAUAAGCCUUUUGGAAAAAACGCCUCAAAGCACGGCGAAUGUGUCUCUACAGCAAAAAGAUAUCAUUAAGGCGUUAACGGCAAAAAAAUCAAGCGACGUGUUCGACUUAGAAAGAUUCGAACUGCUGGGUGAUGCAUUCUUAAAAUUCGCAACGUCGUUCUAUUUGCUGAAAGCUCAUCCUGAUUGGCACGAAGGGUUCCUGACUGUAGUCAAGGGUCAAAUCGUGUCGAAUCGUAACUUAGUUUACUGUGCAAUGCGGAUGGGAUUGCCGGGAAUGUUGAAAGUUCAUCCGUUCGAUCCGAGAAACGACUGGCAACCGCCCCUGGCUACGGUUCCGAAGAACAUUAUCCAGAUGUUAGUCGAGGGUCAUCACCAAAGUAUUGCCUUGUAUCAGCUAGAGUUGGACGAAGUGGAGAAAAAAACAGGUGCAAUGCACAGCGAAAAUGUUUCGCAUUUCAUCGGACAAUUGGAUACGACCCCCAACCCGUACCCCGAUAUUUCAUCGAUGCAAAAUUAUCUUGGUCGACAAUCAAUGGGCGACAAAACACCUGCAGAUGCCAUGGAAGCGCUUUUGGGUGUUUGCCUCAAUGCUGUAGGGACAGAACGCAGUUUCAAUUUACUGCCUUUCCUAGGAAUACUGCCAAAACAAGAUCUAUCUGGGCUUCUGAAAGAUAAAAUCUGCAGUCGGAAUCUCUUAACCGGUAUCAACAAUCGCGAAGUAGAUGAUUUUAUUCCACAGUACCCCCGUAUUGAGAAAGUGCUCGGGUACACAUUCAAGAACCGCGCCUACCUUCUCCAAGCUCUGACCCAUGCGUCGUACCCAACGAAUCGAAUAACCGGCUCCUACCAACAGCUGGAAUUUCUGGGGGAUGCCGUACUGGACUAUUUGGUGGUCAAUUAUACCUUCGAAAGGAACCCCACUAUGAGUCCCGGUCAGCUGACGGAUUUGCGUUCGGCUCUUGUAAAUAAUGUGACCUUGGCAUGUAUACUGGUACGUCAUGGCCUGCACAUGUACAUUCUUUCCGAUUCGGCCAGCUUUUCCGAUGCGGUCAGUCGGUUUGUAGUCUUCCAGGAAAAACAGCGCCACAGAAUCACCGAUCAAGUGAACUUGCUGGUUGAGGAAGUGGCUCCGUUUGCCGAAUUCGUCGAUGUACCGAAAGCUCUUGGGGAUGUUUUCGAAAGUUUGAUCGGAGCGGUGUUCCUCGACAGUGGAAACGAUCUUCAAACGGCUUGGAACGUGAUCUACGGUUUAAUGCAUGCUGAAAUUCUAGAAUUCACAGAGAAAACACCAAUCCAAGUCGUACGUCAACUUUACGAGUUUACACCCGAUUGUCAUCCGGUGUUUAGCAAACCCAUCGUGGAUGAUGAUGUGGUUAUGGUGAAAUGCAGUUUCAAAAUGCGUGGCGUGAAAAAAACUUCUUAUGGAUUCGGGACGAAUAAGGAUGACGCUAAACGUGCAGCGGCAAAGGGAGCCUUAAGAGAGUUGCGUUUUAAGCAAUAAAGGCAAGCUGAGCGACUUGUUCGGUACCGAAUGACAAUUUGUUAUCACCUUCGAGACUGGAGUGCAAAUGUGAUGUAACCGUACUAAUGUUACAUGAUUAGGAAAUCCUAAGAAUAAUCGAAUAUGUUCUUUAUAAAUAUUUACAAAUAAAACCUCGGUUACUCUAUACAAA
Uranotaenia lowii is the source of this 5237-nucleotide messenger RNA. Its product is annotated as endoribonuclease dcr-1. Gene Ontology annotation, biological process: apoptotic DNA fragmentation; siRNA processing. Gene Ontology annotation, cellular component: RISC complex; nucleus; cytoplasm. NCBI's taxonomy places the organism in Eukaryota, Metazoa, Arthropoda, Insecta, Diptera, Culicidae. The coding region runs from base 104 to 5065 and encodes 1653 amino acids. The record is from RefSeq and is a predicted model, not a curated record. The transcript is spliced from 7 exons. Gene Ontology annotation, molecular function: deoxyribonuclease I activity; ATP binding; protein binding.